This is a messenger RNA of Dermacentor silvarum, 1382 nucleotides long. RefSeq lists its product as uncharacterized. The record is from RefSeq and is a predicted model, not a curated record. Bases 65 to 499 code for a protein of 144 amino acids. NCBI's taxonomy places the organism in Eukaryota, Metazoa, Arthropoda, Arachnida, Ixodida, Ixodidae. The transcript is spliced from 3 exons.
AUGGGUUUGUUGUUCCGUGGCAUUGAAAGGUUCAGUCCCAGGUUAAAUGGUUUAAAUCCUUCAAAUGGUUUGUAAUUUCUGCACCGCCAGUACACAGAAGCGUUUUAUAACGAUCUUUACUGAUAAACCGAUAUGUGGGCAUUGUUUAUUCCGUCUUGAAAAGCACUCGCUCCGUCUUUCCAACAAGACGCGUAGGUUCGGCGCUCCGAUUUGCAUUAAAGGUAUUUCGCAUCUGGCUGCUUCUGGCUGGCGGAUUCGCCGAAUAGUUCAACACAAGACAGCACGAGUGAAAGAAAUGCAUGGGUGGAGGUUAGUGAUCCCCGUCCUCACCACGGAACUCCGAAGUGGUUGGUACAUCGAGAUUGUCACCAUGCCUCCCGGUGACGAGACUGCAUCUGCAACGGCUUCGGCUCGUCCGACUGCUCCAGUCAUCACGGUUGCCCAACAUCACGACCCUGGUGUGUGCUCUGGCCUCGAGGAACAGGACGUUGACGAAUGAUUCAAGCUCUAUGAACGCGCCAGUGCUAAUAACAGCUGGGACCCAACAAUUAUGCUCGGUAAUGCCAUCUUUUAUCUCAGCGACACCCCAUGGGUGUGGUUUCAAAUGCAUGACGAUAACAUAACCAGCUGUGACAGUUUCAAAGAAAAGCUACAGGAACUGUUCGGCGACCCUUUUGGGCACAAGGUGGCCGCGAGAAAGGCUCUUGCGUCUGGUGUCCAGACAUCUAAAGAGCCUAGUCAUACAUCCUAGACGUCUUGGCUCUUUGCCGCAAAGCUGACGAUACUAUGUCUGAAGCAUAUAAGGUGGCACAUGUGCUAAAAGGCAUCACUGACAACGCUUUCAAUUUGCUUGUUUUCGGCAACGUCUCGACUAUUCACGCCAUCAUAAAGGAAUGCCGUCGCCUUGAACAAGCUAAGAGCCGCCGUAUUACACACAACAUCACACGGCCACCCAACACUGCUGCUACGUCAACAUGUGAUGGUCGACCGCAUCAGAUGACCACCUGUGACGACGUAACCCGUAUUGUUCACCGCGAGCUCGAUGCCGCAUAUUCGCCAGCCUUCUCCGCGGCGCCUCCCGAUCCGCCAGCAACCACGAUUGCGAUGAUUCAGGCCGUCAUCAGACAGGAAUUUGAGGACAUGGGUCUGAAUUCCGUGUGUUCAGCGUCUCAGCUUAGCGUUCCCCAGUUCUCUAGCUGCCCUCCUCACCCUCGGCAGUCCUUUUCUGCCACAUCUCGCCGCACCCGUCCGAAUGGCGUACCCCUGAUGACAGGCCAAUCUGCUUCCACUGCUGUCGCAUCGGCCACGUCGCUCGUCACUGCCGCAACCGAUGGCCACCUCCUCCUCGGACAUACGCCUCCGCUUAUUCCCGCACCUUUGGA